Molecule: messenger RNA, 1484 nt
Organism: Chara braunii
Lineage: Eukaryota; Viridiplantae; Streptophyta; Charophyceae; Charales; Characeae
Source: the annotation of a GenBank genome assembly
CCGUGCUUGCGCAGCAGGAGGGGCCAAAGUUGAGGCCAGUAGAGUACAUGGCCAAGAAAAUGCCGUCUCAGAAGUUGGCUAAGUCCACUUAUGAGAAGGAACUCUAUGCGAUGUACAAGGCUCUCACCCAUUGGAGACACUACCUCCUUGGGCGGUUCUUCAUCCUCCGGACUGAUCAUCAGACCCUGAGAUGGAUGAGAACACAGCCGGUACUCUCUGACGCUCUCAAGCGUUGGAUCGAAGUCAUUGAGCAAUAUGACUUUGACCCUCAGUAUCUCAAAGGGGAGUACAACAAGGUUGCUGAUGCCUUAUCGCGCAGACCGAACUUCUCAGGUGCGCUGAUUACUGAGUUCGAUCUGACGGACGAUGUUACUCAGUCUUUGGUGGAAGCCUAUCGUCAAGACCAGUUUAUGUCUGAGAUCAUACGCAGACUUGAGGCGAAGGAUAAAAAGACCUCCGCCGAGUUUGAGUUGGUCAAUGGAUUGCUGUUCCUCGAGAAGGCACGGAAUAAACGCUUGUGCGUUCCAAAUAGCGAGGCUUUGCGUAGUUUGUUUUUAGGCGAGUGUCAUGAUGCCACCGGCCAUUUUGGGUACAAGAAGACYGCAGCCAACUUGCUGCAGCAGUUCUGGUGGCCAACGAUGAUGAAAGAUGCACAGCUGUACGUGGAAACUUGUCAAGCCACAUCAGCAAACCACGUCAGCAGGUCAUGUAAGCAGACCACAUCAGCAGGCCAUGUGAGCCGACAACAGUGCCACGUCAGCAGCAGGGACUGCCACGUUAGCAGUCCUCCGGCCUGGUCGAUGCUCACGCACAUACCAACGGUUGGCAUGGAUCAGAAGUUCGGGGAAACGGUCGAGGCCUAUCAGGCCCGGAUGCCGGCUUUGUUUAUCGAAGCCAAGAAACGGGCGGAUGAGGUAGCAGCCGCAGAGAAGAAGAAGGCAGAGGACGCCGAGGAGGCACGUCUGUUGACAAUCGAACAGCAGCGCCAGCAAGACGAGGGAAUAGCAAAGGCUGCCGAUGAAGACCGAAUUCAACGACGCGAGAAGAUAUUCAACGGAGAGCGAGCUUUACUCACAAUGGCAGCGGACUGGCGGGCCGAGGCUGACAAUGGUCAGAUGGAAGAGAGUGAAAGCAAGAUCGCUCUACUCCUAACGCAUUUCACGGAUCUCCUGGCAACGUGCAUUGCACAGCAGGAGGACAUCCAUAGCCUCGACGACGCCGUUCGGACUCACAUUCAGGCAUUUGACCAAGUCAACAGCCGCCUCCAGCAGCUGGAGCAACGACCCGUCCCCGCCAUCGAUGCCAGCUCCUCCAACACCUUUGAUCGCCUCAAUGCAUUGGAGAUCGACGUCGGAGCCCUCAAGGACGACACGGAGCUACAACAAACCGCCACGCAUUAAUUGGAACAGCGGAUCUGUGCUGCCGCCACCAACCCGAGUUCGACACCGCGCGAGGCGACUCCAAGGUUCAAUGAUCAGGAGAUC